AUGUCUUCCGCCGCCGAGUCCCACAACGGUGCUGUCGAGAAGGACAUGGGUGGCAUUGCUCCUCAGCAAUCCACUGAUGGUGCUCCCGUUCACCCUCAAUUGACCCACGAGCACGAGGUCGCCCGCGCCGCUGCCCGUUUCGGAUAUGGCCCUCUCGCUCAGGUCAAUACCACUGAGGGUCUCCUUCGUCCAUUCGGUGGUGAGUUCCAGCCUGGUCUGUACAAGCCGGUUGAGGGCCGCAAGUUCGGUAACCCUGCUCCUUUGGGUCUGUGCGCUUUCGCUCUCACCACUUUCGUGUUGAGUGCUAUCAACAUGGGUGCUGCUGAUAUCACUGCGCCUAACAUUGUCGUCGCCUUGGCCUUUGGUUAUGGUGGUCUGGUCCAGCUGCUGGCUGGCAUGUGGGAAAUGGCUGUCGGUAACACCUUUGGUGCCACUGCUCUGUCUUCGUAUGGCGGUUUCUGGCUCUCAUUCGCCAUCGUCUUGACCCCGGGCGGGUUCGAGAUUGCCACAGAAUUAGGUGGUGCAGAUACCAAGAACUUCAACUAUUCCUUCGGUCUCUUCUUGAUGGGCUGGUUCAUCUUCACCACCAUCCUAGUCUUCUGUACCUUGAAGUCAACCGUCGCCUUCUUCCUGCUCUUCUUCUUCCUGGACAUUACCUUCCUCCUGCUCGGUAUCGCCUACCUACAGGGAGGAGGUACUGCUGCCAACCCCAAGAUCGCCAAAGCAGGUGGUCUCUUCGGUCUCCUGGCCGCAUUCGCCGCCUGGUACAACGCUCUGGCCGGUAUCGCCGAUACCAGCAACAGCUUCUUCAUCUGUCCCGUUAUCCACUUCCCCUGGUCCCCCACCGGCCGUAGCCGCCGUCAGAGUCAGAAGACCGACGCGGAGAUGGCAUAA
This is a messenger RNA of Penicillium odoratum, 894 nucleotides long. Its product is annotated as acetate uptake transporter family protein. Lineage: Eukaryota; Fungi; Ascomycota; Eurotiomycetes; Eurotiales; Aspergillaceae. The coding region runs from base 1 to 894 and encodes 297 amino acids. The record is from RefSeq and is a predicted model, not a curated record. Gene Ontology annotation, cellular component: plasma membrane. The transcript has 3 exons. Gene Ontology annotation, molecular function: acetate transmembrane transporter activity.